Messenger RNA from Polypterus senegalus (gray bichir), 1125 nucleotides. RefSeq lists its product as uncharacterized. The transcript has 7 exons. The coding region runs from base 138 to 734 and encodes 198 amino acids. The record is from RefSeq and is a predicted model, not a curated record. NCBI's taxonomy places the organism in Eukaryota, Metazoa, Chordata, Cladistia, Polypteriformes, Polypteridae.
UUCCAGUCGAGAGGCUGCAGCAGUGAAGUUUACCGCUGGGCUGGAUUCUUGGACACUGAUAAACUUGUAAUGCGAGUGGUUAUGAUCCAAGGCCAAGUUAAGCAGAGCUAAAAAGAAACAACAAAGUAACAAAUACAAUGGAAGCGGUGUGUGAAGGAAAGAAAUGCAAGAUGUCAAAGGAGCAUGGAAAGCGUCAAAGAAGUAACAAGGUGCUACAGGAUGGUGAAGAUGAUGUGGAGAAAACUGACCAGGUGAAGAAUACUGAAGAUGAACAAAUUAUAAUCAGUGAGUUGAUUGAGAGGAAUGGUAUUUUAACACAGAGAAAUAAGAAUCUUAAGUCGACUAAUGAAAAGCUGGAAAAUGAAAUCAGUAAGAUGAAGAGGAAAGAAGCUGAGUGUUUAAAAAAGAACAAUGAAUUGGAAAUGAGAAUUAAAGAGCUUGAGAGGGACAAACGGGACUUGGAAAGAAAGAUUAAAGAGCUACAAAAGGAGAAUGAGAACCUGAAGAAGAAGAUGAUGAUCAAUGAAGAAUCUCAGGUUAUGACUGCAAGUGAUGAUAGUGGCGUUGAUGAUUGGGAGAUUGUGGAGAAAUCGGAAAUUGAUCAGGAGGAGAAUAUCCAUCUGCAAAAAAAAUCAGAAAUUAACCAAAAGGAAGAAAGUUCAACUUUCAACUUGAUAUCUAAUACAAUAGGAUCAGUUGUGACUUUUCUGAGUAAUGCAGCAGGUAAGCAAUAAGCUCACACCUUUGUGUUUUAUGAGAAAAAUACCCCAACAGGUAGUUGUAGUACAUCUAUUAGAAAUUACGUUAAGGCUUCAUAGCAGAAAAAUGUCCCUUUAACAAAAAAUAAAGCACCCCAUUCCAAAAUGAAAUACAGGAAAUAAAAGUAGAAAACUAAAGGUAACCAUUCCACACAUGAUAUAAACCAAGUUAUAUUUCAUUUGCCAAGGCACUAACUACAACACCAACUCAAAAUGAGUCCACGUGUGAAUGUAGCCCAUGGUGUGAAAAAAAGAAAAGUGGACUACAAUUGGCUAUUAAAGUAACACAUUAAAUAACUUCAAGCAGAAAUUUAAAGAUUUUGCACAAAGCACAAAGGUAAUCUAUCCUGGAAAAAAAAAUAUUCAA